Messenger RNA from Metopolophium dirhodum (rose-grain aphid), 1748 nucleotides. It is a transcript of the gene nmd, whose product is annotated as outer mitochondrial transmembrane helix translocase. Bases 280 to 1359 code for a protein of 359 amino acids. Lineage: Eukaryota; Metazoa; Arthropoda; Insecta; Hemiptera; Aphididae. The transcript is spliced from 7 exons. The record is from RefSeq and is a predicted model, not a curated record. Gene Ontology annotation, molecular function: ATP binding; ATP hydrolysis activity. Gene Ontology annotation, cellular component: mitochondrial outer membrane.
GUUAUGAAUCUAACUGAUACGGUCGUAAUUUUCAAUCUUGUUUUUUUUGGUAGUUUUUAUUUAAAAAAAAUUUGAUUUAAGAUUGUUAUAAUGUUCUGUUUAAGACUGUAUUAAAUUCUCGGGUGUACAGCUCGUUUAGGCCGUCAUAUAUAUCUUUAUUUUUCUUACGAAUAAAAGUUAUUUAAUUUAAAGUCAAAAUACCAAUCCGAAAGAAAAUUUUUCUAUAGAUUAAAGAUAUAGGUUUUUAGAUUUAUUUUCGUGAAUACCUACGGUGGUAAAAUGGAAAUGAAUAGAAGUGAAGUUAUAUCGUUGGUUAUACGUAUGACUUUGUUGUCAACGUGUGCUUAUUUUGGUACUAAAUGGUUGAUCGGACAGAUUGAUCCAACCAAUCAACAAAAAAAACGAUCCAAGGAGACUGCACUCAGCAAACUCAGAAGCUUAGGUCUUCAUAAAAUGAAAAACUUAACUGACCAUGAGCUGAUGAUUGCCAGUCACUUGGUAAAUCCAUACGAUAUCACUGUUUCUUGGAAUAACAUUGCUGGACUUAGUCAAGUAAUAGAUGAAAUCAAAGAGACCGUGAUAUUUCCAGUGCAAAGAAAAGAACUGCUUAGGAAUUCUGUCUUAACAAAACCACCAAAAGGAGUUUUGCUUCAUGGACCUCCUGGUUGCGGAAAGACAAUGAUUGCCAAGGCAACGGCCAGAGAAGCGGGUAUGAAUUUUUUAUAUCUGGAUGUGUCAUUACUCACUGACAAAUGGUACGGUGAAAGUCAAAAGUUAGCUGGUGCCGUUUUCAGUUUGGCUCAAAAGCUUCAGCCUUGCAUAAUAUUUAUUGAUGAAAUCGAUUCUUUUUUGAGAUCUAGAACACAGCAUGAUCAUGAAGCGACAGCUAUGAUGAAAGCUCAGUUUAUGAUGCUAUGGGAUGGUUUAUCAACUGAUCCAGAAAAUACUGUGAUAGUAAUGGGCGCCACAAAUAGACCUAAAGACUUAGAUCCUGCCAUACUCAGAAGGAUGCCAGCCACUUUUGAAAUAUCAUUACCGGGUGAACAACAAAGAAAAGAAAUACUGACCUUAGUUUUAAAUACCGAACAAUGUGCAGAUAAUGUAGAUCUACAUCAGUUAGCCAUAUCUACAACCGGGUUUUCCGGCUCUGACCUUCAAGAAUUGUGUCGUAUUGCAUCGUUAUUCCGCAUCAAAGACUUGAUUAAAGAAGAGGAACUUCAAAAAUGUACAUUUAACUCGAAUCCAAUCAAUGCAGCCAGUAUUAAUAUGUUGAGGCCUAUCAGUAUGGACGAUUUGGUUGCAUCUGUUAUCAAGAUGAAAGCAUCCAAAGUAGUUAGUACCACUCAACCUAGGUUUUAAUGAGUAAUACGAUGCAAUAUUCGGUAGUCUGGUUGAACGAUCAAUUUUAAUGUUUUGUCUUUUGUAAUGUAAUGGUAUUAGCGUGAAUACUGUUAUAGUAACAGACAUUUUUACUCUUAGUCCUAGUUCCAUGUAAGCAUAAAUAGUAAAUAUUUUCCUCAAGAUAAUAUACUUUGCUGUUGGACAACAUUGUUAUUUCUAUUACUUAGUUUUAGAUAAUUUGUGUUGCUCAUAUUUAAUAAUUAAUUACAUUUUAUUAAUUAAUAACAUGUUGAAAAAUGAUGACUGUAUUUGUUUAACACAAUUUGGAAAAUAUAUAUGUAAAUAAUUUUAUUAUUUUCAUUUGUAUUUCAGUAAAUUAUUACUAUUAUAAAUGUUCAGUUAUUUCA